Siniperca chuatsi (mandarin fish) is the source of this 2484-nucleotide messenger RNA. Its product is annotated as sodium-dependent phosphate transport protein 2A-like. Lineage: Eukaryota; Metazoa; Chordata; Actinopteri; Centrarchiformes; Sinipercidae. Gene Ontology annotation, biological process: intracellular phosphate ion homeostasis; sodium-dependent phosphate transport. The record is from RefSeq and is a predicted model, not a curated record. Gene Ontology annotation, molecular function: sodium:phosphate symporter activity. The transcript has 13 exons. The coding region runs from base 214 to 2067 and encodes 617 amino acids. Gene Ontology annotation, cellular component: brush border; vesicle; apical plasma membrane.
UCUCUUUCUCAUCUUCAUGUCUCAUUCUGUCUCUUUUCCCUUUUCUGUAACUAUAAAAAAGUAGUGUAUGAGGUAAAAAGUAGUUGUUUUACUCAUGUUUUUUCACAAAUGCUAUGUUUUUGUCUCUUUAUUUCUUGCUAUCAGCUGCACUUUAAGACAGCAUUCACUUUCUGAAGCAGAGGCACCAUUUCAUCAAAACCCAAGGAUCUUACCAUGGACACUCAGUCGAAAACAGAGCGAGUGAAAACAGCGGUAUCUGCUCUCUGCAAAAUCCCGCUUCUCUUUCUGCUCCUGUACCUCUUUGUGUGCUCCCUUGACAUUUUAAGCUCCGCUUUCCAACUAGCUGGAGGCAGGGUAGCAGGAGAUAUCUUCCAGGAAAAUGCCAUCCUGUCUAACCCAGUGGCAGGUCUGGUGGUGGGAAUACUGGUGACAGUGUUAGUCCAGAGCUCCUCUACCUCUACCUCGAUCAUAGUCAGCCUUGUCUCUUCUGGUUUACUGGAUGUUCAGUCAGCCAUUCCUAUUAUCAUGGGCUCCAACAUCGGAACAUCAGUCACCAGUACCAUUGUUGCUCUAAUGCAGGCUGGGGAGAGAGAUGAGUUUGAAAGGGCAUUUGCUGGAGCUACAGUCCACGACUGUUUUAACUGGUUGUCUGUCUCUGUGCUUCUCCCUCUGGAGGCUGUGAGUGGCCUGUUGAGGCGACUGUCACAGGCCGUAGUCGACACACUACAGCUCAGUACUGGAGAAGAAGCUCCUGAACUUCUUAAAGUCCUCACUGAGCCGUUCACUAAAAUGAUUAUCCAGCUGGAUCGGUCAGUCAUUACAGCCAUCGCUACAGGAGACCAGAGUGUGAAGAACAAGAGUCUGGUGAAACAAUGGUGUCAAACAGUGAAGGUAAUGGACAAUGAAACAUCCUGGGGAACACACAACCUUUCAGAACAUACACAGAAAUGUAGUCAUCUCUUUGUGGACUGCUCUUUGUCAGACUUGGCCAUAGGUCUGAUCCUCCUGUCUUGCUCUCUGUUGGUGCUGUGCAGCUGUCUGAUACUGCUGGUUAAACUGCUCAACUCCCUGCUGAAGGGCCAGGUGGCCAGUGCUAUUAAUAAAGUUGUCAAUACAGAUUACCCCUACCCUUUUACCUGGCUGGCAGGUUAUCUGGCUCUUUUAGUGGGAGCAGGCAUGACCUUUUUGGUUCAGAGUAGUUCUGUCUUCACCUCUGCCAUCACUCCUCUCAUAGGGAUUGGUGUGAUCAGUAUUGAAAGAGCCUACCCUUUAACCCUGGGGUCCAACCUUGGAACCACUACAACAGCUACAUUGGCAGCCCUGGCUAGUCCGGGAGAUAAGCUAGCUGCUGCCACACAGGUUGCUUUAUGUCAUUUCUUCUUUAACCUCCUUGGUAUCCUGCUGUGGUAUCCCAUACCAGCCACCCGCUUACCCAUACGUAUGGCCUGUGCCCUUGGCAACUGCACUGCCAGGUACCGCUGUUUUGCUGUUUUGUACCUCCUCCUCUGCUUCGUGCUACUCCCAUCCCUCGUGUUUGCCCUCUCCAUAGCCGGGUGGAAGGUGAUGACCGGGAUUGGUGUACCAGUCUUUGCUGUGAUUAUAUCUGGUGCAACAGUAAACAUGCUCCAGGCACACAGACCUGAUUGUUUGCCACUUACACUGCAGAACUGGGACUUUCUUCCUGUUUGGGUGACCUCGCUGCAGCCCCUUGAUGACUUCAUCACCAGGGUGACCCUGUGGUGCAGGCAGGGAAGAGGUUGGAGUUGCAAGGGAAAUGAUGGUCCAGUUACAUCACUGGAGGGCAUUACUGUAAACCCUGUGCGAAAAGUCAGAGAGAAAUCGAAGAGUGGGGACGGACAGGAAAUUGAUAAGAGCUGGCAGAAACAAAGAGGACUGGAUAAACCUGGAUGGUGUGAACUACAAUGCAAUGAGGAAAACCACAGAGACAACACAGCAACCAAUGUGUCUUCAGAGAACAACGUAUUUAACUUGGCUGCAGUGUGGUCCAUAAAGAAAAACACAAACUUAAACAAUCAGGGCACUCAAUUAAGCAGCACUCACUUGUAGUGCUACUAUCUUGUGUCUACGGUGUGCCAGACUUUGCAUGAAUUUAAAGACCUGUAUGGAGCUCACCACUGAAAUAAUUUUUACAAUUGUGUGCUGAAAAAAACAUAACUGUAAUAGUCAGGGGAUUUGUAACUGGUUGCAUAAACUCAUUGAAGUGUGAGAUGAGCUACUGUAAAUGUAGGGCAGGUGGUCUGCUUUUAGAUGAGUAAGGUAUGAAUAGUUAAUAAAUAGCAUGCUGGUUUCUUACCAGCAUACAGAGAGAUAAUUAUUAACAGGUUGGCUUUUAUUUUACACAACUGAUGCAAGAGGACUCUGUGAAUCCUAACUGUGAUAACUUGUUAUAUACAGUAUAUUUGAGAGUAUUGCAGUACCUUCCUUUCAGUUGCAACUUUAGCAAAAUAAAAAUGAACAAAGAUG